AUGGACUAUAUUUCUUUUUUUUCUGGCAUAGGAUGCGGCGUUUGCUUAAGCAUAUCGUUGUUAGCUCUAAAAAAAUAUUUUGGGGGGGUAAAGGAAGCUGCCAAAACUAUAAAAAAGUUUGCUUCAAAUGCAGAAUAUAAAUUAGUAUUAGUAGUGAGGACAGAUUUAGGAAUGAGCAAAGGUAAAAUCGGAGCUCAAUGUGGGCAUGCAGCGGUGGGAGCUUAUGAAAAGGCCUUAAAAAAGGAUCCAGAAGGAUUAAAGACAUGGCAAUUGACUGGUCAAGCAAAGGUAGCACUUAAAACUGAUUCAGUGGAGGAAAUAAAGCAGAUAGCAGAUAAUGCAAAGAAAAUGGGUUUAAUUACUUCAAUGAUCAGGGACGCAGGAAGGACACAGAUUGCCCCCAAUUCAAUAACAGUGCUUGGGGUAGGACCAGCACCUAAAGACAUAGUAGAUAAAGUGACUGGCCAUUUAAAGUUAUUGUAG
Messenger RNA from Leptosia nina, 483 nucleotides. NCBI's taxonomy places the organism in Eukaryota, Metazoa, Arthropoda, Insecta, Lepidoptera, Pieridae. The record is from the annotation of a GenBank genome assembly.